AUGAAGUUUGGACGAAACCUCCCGCGAAAUCAAGUCCCCGAAUGGGCCGGCGCCUACAUCAACUACAAGGGCCUCAAGAAAAUCGUCAAGGCCGCCGCCGAGAAAGCCCGAAAUGGCGAGACCGUAGAUCCAGCAGAGCUUUCCUUCGCCCUCGACCGUAAUCUUGAAGAUGUCGACUCAUUCUAUAACAAGAAGUACGCCGAGGCUUGCCGACGUGUCGACCUCUUGCAGAACCGCUAUGGGCGCGUGCCCGAUGUGGUUGCGACUCUGGAUCGGGAUGAGAUUGAGGAAGUCAUGGGGGCGCUCUUGGAGCUCAGAAGUCAGCUAAGAAACUUGCAGUGGUUUGGCGAAAUCAACCGUAAAGGCUUCGUCAAGAUCACAAAAAAGGCCGACAAAAAAGUGCCAGGAAUUGCUUCUCAGCACCGAUACAUUUCGACAAAAGUCGACCCGAGACCCUUUGCACGGGACGGAAACGUUCUCAGACGGCUUAGCGAGAUCAACCGGUGGCUUUCAGUACUGGGAGAUGCACAGAGCGCGGAUGAUGCAACAUCGGAACGAUCGACUCGCUCCUUUAGCAGAGCAUCGGCCAAGAUAUUCCUCCAUAUGCCGCAGGCUCAGCUUGAUGCGCUAGAACAAGCCGUCCGAAACGACGACAUUGCAGCUCUUCAGCAGGGGCUGGCGGAUGCACAUGUUGUGGCAUCAGAGACUUCAUCGCAACCUUUGUUGCUCAAUCUCUUGCAACGAUCAAUAUCGAGCAGAUCUAGGGCAUGUAUCACGUAUCUUUUACAAAACAUUAAAGAUCUCGAUGAGCCUGAGGAUAUCAAUGGUCGAAACUGCGUCCACCGCCUUGUCAUUCACAUUGGUCGCACAAAGUCUGCGCCCACAAACGAGGAUGCGAAUACAUUUCCAGUACCAGUCGGCACGCAUUUCAACAGCCGACAUCUGCAGCCUGCAGUCUCUUCUGCCGUCCAGGUCAAAGAGAUUAACAAGUACGAAUCUGCUCUUCUUAGCAAAGAUGACGAAGCAGUGCAGUUGCUUGAGUUUCUGUUUGACAAUAUGUCGGAAAAUCAGCGAGUAGCUCUGAAAACCCCUGAUACCCUUGGCCGCUUGCCGCUUCAUUAUGCUGCCCAAUUUGGGUUUGUCGUCGUCUGCCAAAUCAUCAUGGCUAGGAUGCAGCAGUGGAAUCAAUUUGACGUCAAAGACGGAAUUGAUGCUCCCGAGUGGCAAGACAGCGAUGGAUAUGCGCCGCUUCAUCUCAGCGUCAUCGGCGGCCAUCCUUUGACCACGCAAGCUCUGCUCCAAGGCGAAGUUUGGCAGGGAAGCAGUGAAGCCAAGCCCGAAAUCCGGAAGACGGUAGCCAAAUCCGGUGCCGUUCUUGCGCUUGCCACGAAAUCCAACUACACCGUCAUUGUGAAGAUGCUUGUGGAUGCGGGUGUCAAUGUCAAUUGGACUGACAAGACGGGCGAGACUGCUCUCCAUGUUGCCGCCAGAUUCGGACACGAUGAGUGUGCUCGUGUCAUUCUGGAGAGCAAGCUGCAAAAGGCAGAUGUGGAAAUUACAGAGAAGUCUUAUGCUUGGACUCCUUUGCAUGUUGCAGCGGUCGAUGGCUCGCUUUCAGUUGUCAAUUUGCUUAUUGACGCUGGCGCGGACGUCUCCAAACCAGAUGCAUCUGGCUGGACGGCCAAGGAACAUGCGUCAUUGCGUGGCCAUAUGCAGAUAGCAAGGCUUCUCGCGGCUCAUACGAACGAAGUUGAAGCUGAUACUCCCCGGACCGUGACCGCCUCUCCACCGCUCAACCCUACAGAGAGCUCUUCAUCCAUCGAUGGCCGUCGUUCAAACCAGUCCCCUACCGCGCCGCGACCAGCUGAACUUGUAAAGUCUUUUGGUCACCGCUACCUCACAAAUGAAAGCAUGGUCUUUGUAAGCCUUGGAUCUAUGGAUACCCGAAAGAAGCUGGAUGCCGUAACUCUCGACAGCGUCCCCCUUGCGGAGGCUCACAACACACAGCUUGACACAGCUCUCUCUGUCGUGGUCACUGCUGAUGGAGCUCAGGGAGAGGCAACUAUUGUUGAUCUCCCGGUUCACGAGCACAUUGCGACCGAACCGAUUGUGUUCAGGACGCGUGAUCCAGCCAAGGUCAAGCUUCUCUUUGAUAUUGUUCCGACCUACUCGGGAAACAACAAAAACAAGAUUGGUCGUGCGGUGGCUCUCAUGUCUUCUGUCAAACCGACAAUUGGCACUGGUCGGAUGAACUUGCAGGGCGACUUGUGCGUGCCAAUCAUGAACAGCAGCUUUGAGGUUAUUGGAACUGUCAACUUCAGCUUUUUGGUCAUUACGCCUUUUUACCACCCCAACAUGGAGAUUACUUCGAGGCAGACGUACUGGAAGAAGCUCUCGUCCACCAUGGUUAUUGGGCAUCGAGGCCUUGGAAAGAAUAUCACCUCCAAUAAAUCUCUGCAACUUGGCGAGAACACGUUGCCUUCAUUCAUCGCAGCAGCCAAUCUCGGAGCUCAGUAUGUCGAGUUUGACGUCCAGCUUACCAAGGACCACGUUCCUGUCAUUUACCACGACUUUUUAGUCAGUGAAACUGGCAUUGACGCUCCUGUUCAUACCCUCACCUUGGAGCAAUUCUUGCACAUCAACCCCGAGUCAAGAAGGUCGAACAAUCGCCAAAACGGGCCAAGCCAUAGCGGGAAGUCUGCUGUCGGCCGGACACGUAGCAAUAGUCUGACCCCACAGCGAUCACAGUCUAUGGGCUAUGCGGGCAGUGGUCUACAACAGGAGAUGGAGGAGCGCAUGAAGCACACUCGGGACUUUAAAGAGAAGGGAUACAAGGGCAAUACACGUGGCAACUUCAUCCAGGCACCGUUUGCGACGCUAGAAGACUUGUUCCGAAAGCUGCCAGAGCAUGUUGGCUUCAACAUUGAGAUGAAAUAUCCUAUGCUCCACGAAAGUGAAGAGCAUGAAAUGGAUACGUAUGCAGUGGAACUAAAUUCUUUCUGUGACACUGUGCUGUCCAAGGUCUACGAUCUGGCUGGUGAAAGACACAUCAUCUUCAGCUCUUUCAAUCCGGACAUCUGCUUGUGUCUCAGCUUCAAGCAGCCCUCUAUUCCGAUUCUGUUCCUCACAGACGCGGGCGUUUCUCCCGUGGGAGAUGUUCGAGCGUCAUCUUUACAGGAGGCCAUUCGCUUCGCUAGCCGCUGGAACCUUCUUGGCAUUGUUUCUGCAGCCGAACCCCUGAUCAACAGCCCUCGGUUGGUGAGAGUUGUCAAGGAGAACGGACUGGUAUGUGUCAGUUAUGGCACGCUCAAUAAUGAUUCGAUAAUGGUUCAGCGCCAAGUUAAAGAAGGCAUUGAUGCCGUCAUUGUAGACAGCGUUUUGGCCAUUCGUAAGGGCCUUACGAGUGCUGAAUCCGCUGCGGAGCAGUCAAAGAACGGAACUCCAACUAUUGAGGAAGCAGAUGCUGUUGUGCAGCCCCUUUCGGAACAAUUGCAGAAUUUCAGCCUUGCGGCGAGCACGGCAGUAUCUGGUUAA
Trichoderma gamsii is the source of this 3534-nucleotide messenger RNA. RefSeq lists its product as hypothetical. Gene Ontology annotation, biological process: glycerophospholipid catabolic process. The record is from RefSeq and is a predicted model, not a curated record. Lineage: Eukaryota; Fungi; Ascomycota; Sordariomycetes; Hypocreales; Hypocreaceae. The transcript has 4 exons. The coding region runs from base 1 to 3534 and encodes 1177 amino acids. Gene Ontology annotation, molecular function: glycerophosphocholine phosphodiesterase activity; protein binding.